This is a messenger RNA of Orbicella faveolata, 958 nucleotides long. RefSeq names its product gamma-soluble NSF attachment protein-like. Gene Ontology annotation, molecular function: syntaxin binding; soluble NSF attachment protein activity. Gene Ontology annotation, biological process: intracellular protein transport. Lineage: Eukaryota; Metazoa; Cnidaria; Anthozoa; Scleractinia; Merulinidae. The record is from RefSeq and is a predicted model, not a curated record. Gene Ontology annotation, cellular component: SNARE complex; vacuolar membrane.
AUGGGAUUUUUAGAUCAGUCAGAGGACAAGAUUCGAGAAGCCAUUGAACCUUUGUCAAAAGCUGCUAACCUCCUUUUAAAGUUAAAAAGAUUUCAGGAAGCUCUCAAUAUUAUGCGACAACAAAUGAAACUUUAUGAGCAGGUUGACAACUUCCAAAUGAUGUCAAAGGUUGUUCUCGGCAUGGUUGUUGUUCAUCUUCAUGAGAGUGACUAUGUAGCUGCUGAUAACUGUUACAAGGAAUCUUUUGAAAUUCCUGGGUUUAGUAGUUCAGAUGAAGCAAUAGCAGCAGAAAAAGUUCUGGACUGUUUUGAUCAGGGCGAUGCCGAGGGAAUGAAAACCUGCACAUCCCAAGCACUUUUCACGUACUUAGACAAUGAGAUUGCCAAGUUAUCUCGUAGUCUGCGUGUCCCUGGGAGUGUGGGAGGCAGAGGAUCGACGGAGAGAAAGCCUAUCCAGAACAUCAAUGACUUUGGUAAGACUGACACACAGCUGAGUGCUUAUCCGGUAUCGACUAUCAAAGAUGAAACAGAACAACAGAAUCAAGAGGUCCUCGAAGACGAGUUGGAAGAAGGCGGACUCUGUUAGCCCUGUUAUAAUCCAUGUACUUUUGCUUUUAGAAGCAACUACGUUUUGGCCAAGUGACAUGAUUUAGCAUCAUGAUAGCAAGCUAAAGGACUGAUGUUAGAACUGGCCUUUUCUGAUUGAACGCCAAGAUUCGAAAAUUCUUCAGAGAAAUCUCCGAGGGCUAGAGUCGCUGGAAACUGUCACUCGAGUGUCUUCAGAUACAUAUCUAGUUUUUACCCAUACGACGCUGUUCCUCUCAAUAAGAUUAUCAAAUGCUUCGCGUGUAUCAUUUAAUUACAUUUGGGGGAAAGACAUUAUAUUUUUUUGUGGUACCUCAGAGAAGCGGAAAACGACAUCAAAGAAAUUGCAAUAAAGUGAAUAUCAUAAUUUAGGA